Messenger RNA from Funneliformis caledonium, 378 nucleotides. The record is from the annotation of a GenBank genome assembly. NCBI's taxonomy places the organism in Eukaryota, Fungi, Glomeromycota, Glomeromycetes, Glomerales, Glomeraceae.
AUGUCUCAAAAACAACCACCUCUAUCUACAAUUAAGUACUCACAAGGGAUAAAAGGGAGAGAAAGGAUAAAUUAUGAUCACAAAAGUGGAAGUGUUCAAAGUCAAGGUGCUAGUACUGUAACAAAACCUGUUUCACCGAGAGUGAAUACGCAUACUGGUAAAACGAUUAGGACGCAAGAAAUGAAACAAAAGAUUGUUUUCAAAUCUGUUCUCGAUUCUCCGCCCGAUGUUUCAAUUAAAGAUCAAAAUGAAAUCUUGGAUGCCCUUUGCGAAACUUUAUCAGUGAUAGGAGAAUAUAACAGGGCUGCAAAGAGUCAAAAAAGAAAAUCUAAUAAUAACCUUAAUAAUGUGGUCGAGGUUGAACUUGAUGAUACUAAC